Triticum urartu is the source of this 1307-nucleotide messenger RNA. The record is from RefSeq and is a predicted model, not a curated record. Lineage: Eukaryota; Viridiplantae; Streptophyta; Magnoliopsida; Poales; Poaceae.
CGCCGGUGUUCGCAAGGACCAGGUCGAGAAUCGGAAUAAGUCGAGGACACGGAUAGGGACUCGUACUCUCGCCGUCGCCGAGGAGGACGGCCGACUCUUGCCGGGACUCGGACCCCUCCAGCGUUUAUAUAAGAACAGAGGCACCCCAUCGAGCCAACACCACACAACACGUCCGAUCAAAGAAACACAAGCUCUCGAAACAGCUAGCGAAGCAAGUCAACAAUGGCGAGCGGCAGGAGGGAUCUCGCCGCGGCGACGAUCUCGCUAGCCGUGCUGCUCCUGCUCUUCUUGCCUAGCACCGCCGCCGCCGCCAACGUCCCCAGCAUCGACGCCACGCGGACGCGCCACCUGCCGCUGCCACGCGGACUGCUGCGCGGCCCGGAGAGCGUCGCCUUCGACGCCAAAGGCCACGGCCCGUACAGCGGCGUGUCAGACGGCCGCGUCCUGAAGUGGAACGGCCACAAGCUCGGCUGGUCGACGUACACCUACAACCCCGACUACAGCAGCGAGGCGUGCACGGCGUCUCUCCUUCGCCCGGAGACUGCCACCGAGGGCCGCUGCGGCCGGCCGCUCGGUCUGCGGUUCCACCUCAAGUCCGGGUACCUCUACAUCGCCGACGCCUACAAGGGGCUCAUGAGGGUCGCGCCAGGCGGCGGGGAGGCAACUGUGCUUGUCACGGAGGUUGACGGCGUACCUCUCCGCUUCACCAACGGGGUAGACAUCGACCAGGUAACCGGAGAGGUCUACUUCACCGACAGCUCCAGGAACUACAAUAGGUCGCAACAUGAGAUGGUCACAAGAACCGGAGACUCGACGGGUCGGCUACUGAGGUAUGACCCACGGACAGGAAAGGCCGUCGUGCUCCAGGUCGACAUCACUUACCCCAAUGGCCUCGCCAUUAGCGCUGAUCGGACACAUCUCGUCAUCUCAUCGACCGGACCGUGUAAGCUGCUACGAUACUGGAUCAAGGGCUCCAAGGCGGGCACCAUGGAGCUAUUCGCCGACCUCGCUGGCUAUCCAGACAAUGUGAGGCCCGACAAGAAAGGAGGAUACUGGGUGGCACUACACCGUGAGAAGGCUGAGCUCCCAUUUGGCGUUGAUAGCCACCUGCUAGCAUUGAGGAUCGAUGCCGAUGGAAAAAUAAUCGAGGAGAUGCGGGGACCAAAGGGUGUGAGGCCGACCGAGGUGGUGGAGAGGAAAGGCGGCAGACUAUUCAUGGGAUCUGUCGAGCUUCACUAUGUGUCCGUCGUCACGCGUAAAUAGAGAAAUCAAUUAGUAGAGAUGUAUUGAGUUAGGAUAGGUUUUCA